This is a messenger RNA of Patiria miniata (bat star), 2325 nucleotides long. It is a transcript of the gene kif22, whose product is annotated as kinesin-like protein KIF22. NCBI's taxonomy places the organism in Eukaryota, Metazoa, Echinodermata, Asteroidea, Valvatida, Asterinidae. The transcript is spliced from 13 exons. Gene Ontology annotation, molecular function: microtubule binding; microtubule motor activity; ATP binding. The record is from RefSeq and is a predicted model, not a curated record. Gene Ontology annotation, biological process: mitotic spindle organization; microtubule-based movement. The coding region runs from base 12 to 1988 and encodes 658 amino acids.
CUAAUACAAGUAUGAGUAACGACAGCACUGCCACCAGGAUAAAAGUGGCUAUCCGCCUGCGCCCCGCCCUCAAAAGAGAUGACAAAGGAAAGAAGCAUUGCGUCCGAGGCCUGGACUCGACAUCCUUGGAAAUAUGGAACUGGAGGGACACGCGCCAGACCAUCAAGUACAACUUCGACGUCUUUCUGGAUGCUGCGUCACGGCAGCAAGACGUCUACGAGAAAUGCGUGAAACCGCUGAUGGGUAAAACGUUGAGUGGGCAGAACGCGAGCAUUUUUGCUUACGGACCGACCGGUGCUGGUAAAACCCACACGAUGCUGGGAACCUCCGAACGACCUGGUAUUAUUCCCCGAGCAGUCAACGACAUUUUCCGCAUGAUCGACAAGCAGAAGAGGGACCCCAUCAACGCCGAUUGGACUUACAGCCUAAGCUUCUCCUACCUCGAAAUCUACCAGGAAAAGGUGUAUGACCUUCUGGAGGUUAAAGGUCAAGAUCUGCCAAUCAGAGAGGAUCGUGAUCGGACCAUCUUCAUCCCAAACCUUGCAGAGAGGGUCAUUUCUUGCUUGGAGGACUUCCAUGAAUUGUUUGUGCCCGCCAGCAAGAAUAGGACUACAGCAGCCACAAAGCUAAACAGUAGAUCCAGCAGAAGCCAUUCUAUUCUACUGCUCAAGGUGGUGAGGAAACAGCAACUGCCCCCGUACAAGAAACAAAUUGGGAAAGUCUACCUGAUUGAUUUGGCUGGUAGCGAGAACAACAAGCGAACCGGUAACCAGGGCAUCAGACUGAAGGAGAGUGGAGCUAUCAACACAUCACUGUUUGUUUUUGGUCAAGUUGUAGAUGCACUCAACCAGGGACUGGGUCGUAUUCCAUACAGGGACAGCAAACUGACCCGCCUCCUGCAAGACUCCCUCGGAGGCUCCGCCCAUGCCUGCAUGAUCACCAACAUCGCCCCCGAGGAAAGCAACUACAUGGAGACUUACACAGCACUCAACUUUGCCUCCAAGUCCAGACACAUCGUCAACAAGCCUUUCACCAAUGAGACGAUAGAGAAGCCGAGCGUUCAACACCCUUCUAAGCGUCCAAGCAGCAGUAAUGAUGGACAGAACGGCACAUCAAGCCCGCCACCUAAGAAGGCAAAGAGAGAGUCCAAUCAAGACAAAGUAGCAGCAGGAACCAAGUCUGCCAGGCAAAUGGCCAAACCGCAGGAAAAUGCACCAUUCCUGAGCCCAUUGUUGAGACGGCAGGCCAACUUUGAAGAGAGUGUGAAACAGAGACUACAAUCACUUGAGACAAACAUCAUGACGCGUCUGAACCCCUCGGCCAAUCACGGCCAAGCGCACCAGUCACAUGACCAACAGAACCGUCAGAUACUGCAGCAACUUAAAGAGAGUAGCAAACAGCUCUCUGAGUUACAAAAGCAGAACAGCAAGUUUCACCAGGCGCUAGCAAACAGCAGAAAGAACAAGAAGGAUCUACCUCUGCUGAAGAGACCAUCAGAUUCUGGUACAUGUACCAAGAAUACAGAUCGGGUGGUGAAUAAUCACUCUGGACGUCCUGUUGCCAUACCUAAAGCAGUUGUCAAACCCUUAACAGCGUCAUCACAACCAAAUAUUGUCCCGCCAUCUGCACCCAAAGCAACCACAAUAAAAGCAUGCGUGCCAGACGUGCAGUUCAUGAAGAUCAAGACAUGCAGUGACAGCAAAGAGACAAAUCUGAAAGAGAACGCCUGCAAACUCCAGCCCAACCCGGAGCUACAAGCCAAACACACUGCGGAGAUAAUACGCCUGCUGAACACAGGAUCCGUGAAGCAACUGAAGUCUCUACAGAGCGUCGGGGAGAAACGUGCUCAACUCAUCCACAGCUGGCGAGAGGUCUUUGGGCAAUUCACAAGCAUUGACGACCUUAGGAAUGUAAAUGGUCUUCCUCCAAAGACAGUGGACGCCAUCAUUAGAAACAACCUCCUUUGCCACGUAAUGGCGAAAGUUUGACAUGGAGUUCUAACGGGAGUAAGAGUCUGCAGGCUAUUUCAAUCUAUGCAAGACUUGAAAUGUUUAAACUCAGCAAAAUAAACAAAACAAAACAAAAACAAGUAUUCAAAAACUUGGUGAGAUACCAGUCCUGAACUUAUUUUUUUAACUCAGGAAAAUAAACAAAACAAAACAAAAAUAAAGAAUUAAAAAUCUUGGUGAGAUACCAGUCCAAAAUUUAUUUUUUUUUUACUCGGGAAAAUAAACAAAACAAAACAAAAAUAAAGAAUUAAAAAACGUGGUGAGAUACCAGUCCCAAACUUAUAUUUUAAACUCAGCAAAAUAAACAAAAAACAAA